CGUUAUCGUGUUGUCUCACGCACGCGCGCACCACCGCAUCACACACGCACCUCUGCGCGCUGAUAGCGGCGGACGCUGUUUGCACGCGACCGACAAUAAUUAUUAUUGUUUAUAAAAUACAUAUACAUUAUCGCGCUCGUCGUGUGUACCUUGUGUGUCGGCGGUAUAUUCCGAUAUUGCACCGCUGCGUCGUCGUCGUCGUCGUCGUCGUUUCGUCUGCGGACGAGAUAGUGCGGUGUCGUCACAAAUCGCGUGCCGUCCGCGUUUCGAUAUCGUUUGUUGAUAUUGAAAUUUCGCGUACCGUUUACGAAUCGAUCGAUCGGGGCCGCCGCCGCCGCCACCGGAAUUGAUGCUGUUCGUCGUCAUCCCAGUACGAUUGUCGCGUCCCCUCCGCCGUCCUCUGUAAAAGUUUUGGCAUGAAGACAUGGUGACGUAGUUGGUCGUUUGUGUAUUAUACAAUCCUGAAAAAUGCUCGUCUCAAAUCUCAUUCACCGCGUUUGGACGAUAUGGGCCACUGUUAUUGCAGUGUGCACCUGUGUUCCAGUACCAUGUCCUCAAGAUACGUGCAUUUUGCCUAAUAGUAAGGAAAAUCAUUGUAGAGAUUUAGAUGUAUACAUUAAGUGUAUGAAAUCAUUAUCAAAAAAAUGCCGUGGCGACAUUGGAUAUCAUUCAGCUGUUACAGUAUCAAACUCAGAGUUCAAAAAAUCAUGCACUAGUCAUGACGAUUUUUCCAGAAAUGAUAGUGAACAUUCCCAAAUAGCUCAAUCAACUCACAAUGGACCUUCUUGUCCAGUACUAUUUGAUGAUAAAAAAGAACACCGUUUUUGUGGCUUAUUUGGCGAUCCUCACUUGAGGACAUUCGAUGGAAGGUAUCAAACUUGUCGAAUUCAUGGAGCUUGGCAAGUGAUUGAGAAUCCAUUUUUUGGAAUCAUGGUAACCAAUGAUGCUGUUGUAAAUAGCACAACAGCCACAGCUCCAACUAAGUUGACAGUUAUAUUAAAAUCACAUAAACCUGAGUGUACACUACAAAAAUUGUAUGAAGCACAAGGAGAUAAUCAGUUAUUGAGUGUAUUUGAAGAUGGCACUACUUCAUCUGGACCAGCUUCAUCGCCAACUGUUUCUCUUUCAUGGCGUUCCAAUGAUCCCAACAGUGAGACAGUAAUCAUAAGAUUAUCGUAUAUUUCUACAAUUAUAACUGUGACCCGUGUUGGCAAAUAUUUAUCCAUUUCUGCUAAAUUGCCAGACCAAUUAACACAAUUAUUUAAUCAAGAUAAGAAUGUAUUAUGUUCUACUGGUUGUCCUCUUUCUGAACAAAUAGAUAUUAAACAAGUAACAAUAAGUGAAUUAGAUAGCGCGUUGACUUCAUGUCAUAACAGUGUUGGACCCACUGGUCAUAAACUAACUGAUCAGUAUUUAGAUUGGUGUGUGUUUGAUAUGAUGACCUCUCACGAUGAACAGUUCAUCAAUGCUUCACAUGCAGCAUAUUCUGAUGUACUAUUUUUUGAACCACGUUCAUUGUUUAAUAGGACGGUUAGUGUAUUUGAGUUUAACCCCAAUUCAACAGCUGGGGCCAAUUAUAUACAUAGAUUAAACUUAUUUAUUCUCAUUAUUAUUGCAUUGUACAACUUUCUUUGAGUGUUCCUAGUAUUGUAGUUUAAGAAAAUACUGUACCAUAAUUUACUGUCUCUACCUUACACACGUCCAACAUCAUAAAACUAAGUUUUUCAUUUUAUUUUUAUUUAAGUCAUAAGUUAUUAAAAUUAUUUAUAUAUUUAUUUUAUUUUUUU
Molecule: messenger RNA, 1787 nt
Organism: Melanaphis sacchari
Lineage: Eukaryota; Metazoa; Arthropoda; Insecta; Hemiptera; Aphididae
Product: RGM domain family member B-like
Exons: 4
Coding region: 469-1635 (388 amino acids)
Biological process (GO): BMP signaling pathway
Cellular component (GO): plasma membrane
Molecular function (GO): coreceptor activity
Source: RefSeq, a predicted model, not a curated record